GCCAUCAUCAAAUGGACUCAAACUAGCCACAAAUUCUGACGAACUCAAUCGUCAUGAAACGAAAAUACAGCGAUGCGUUUCUCUUGGUUUAAUACAAACUUUGAUAAAUAACGAGGAGCGCCCAAAAUGUGUUUUGUGCAGGGAAGUGCUUAGUAAUGUUCAAAACGAAACGUCAGGUCUUGACCAAACACCCACAGCAUGACGGUAAACCCAGAACAGGGCAGAAUGCGUCAGGAAACAGUGCUUCGACAGUGGAAAAAAGUGAUAGACGCCGCAGAAGUUUCUCCACUGAAGAGGACAAAGCCACAUGCAGUGGCAGAGAAUGUGAUAUCGGUGCUGAAGUUCUCCAAGUUGUCUGAACAUGCCACUGCUCCUACCCGGGGCUCUGCUAAAGCUGCAGGCUACGACCUGUUCAGUGCCUAUGACUACAGUAUUGGUCCUAUGGACAAGGCUAUCGUGAAGACUGACAUCCAGAUAGCAGUUCCUUCAGGCUGCUAUGGCAGAGUGGCACCACGGUCUGGCCUGGCUGCAAAACACUUCAUCGAUGUUGGGGCUGGAGUAGUGGAUGAGGACUAUAGAGGUAAUGUGGGGGUGGUACUGUUCAACUUCAGCAAGGAAACCUUUGAAGUGAAAAAAGGGGACCGUGUGGCUCAGCUGGUGUGCGAGAGGAUCUGCUACCCAGACCUACAGGAGCUAAAGAGUCUGGAUGAGACCGAGCGUGGGGCUGGAGGAUUUGGCUCCACAGGCAGCAACUGAUACAUCAACGUUGUAUAUAAACCAGCUUAUUAGUUUUGUUCUGUUACAUGUUAUGUCGUUGUACAAUAAUUACAUUGUUUAAUAAAGAUUGUUAUUAUCCCUUUG
This is a messenger RNA of Oncorhynchus tshawytscha (Chinook salmon), 861 nucleotides long. RefSeq names its product deoxyuridine triphosphatase (gene dut). The record is from RefSeq and is a predicted model, not a curated record. Lineage: Eukaryota; Metazoa; Chordata; Actinopteri; Salmoniformes; Salmonidae. The transcript is spliced from 7 exons. Gene Ontology annotation, biological process: dUTP catabolic process; dUMP biosynthetic process. Gene Ontology annotation, molecular function: dUTP diphosphatase activity; magnesium ion binding. Bases 199 to 756 code for a protein of 185 amino acids.